CCCGGCGUUGGUCUUUCCCUCGCCGUCCGGGGGCCCGGCGCUCCCUCGGGCCGAGGCCGGCGCGUUUCCAGGCAGGCGCCGCCCGGGCAGCCCCGGGUCGGGGCCUUGGCUCGCGCCUGCGCGGCGGCGGGCGCGGGGGCCUUUCCCGGGGCGUCGCGCGGGGCUCGGGCGGCGGGUCACGGGCGUCAUGUACUACAAAUUCAGCGGCUUCACGCAGAAGCUGGCGGGCGCCUGGGCCGCCGACGCCUACAGCCCCCAGGGUCUGAGGCCCGUGGUCUCCAGGGAGGCGCCGCCCGUCAUCUUCGCGACCCCCACCAAGUUCCCUUCCCAGCUCGCUGCGGAGGACGCGGCGGGGAGGAACCGGGUUCCGGAGCUGCAGCGGUUCUUCCAGAGAGCCGACGGUGUGCCCGUGCACCUCAAGCGGGGCCUGCCUGACCAGAUGCUGUACCGGACCACGCUGGCGCUGACGGUCGGGGGCACCCUCUACUGCCUGGUGGCCCUCUACAUGGCCUCGCAGCCCCGCAGCAAGUGAGCCGAGCCCUGCCAGGAGGCACCAGCCCUUCGGAGUUCCACGUCUUCUCUGAAUCUUUUCCCUUUUUUCUCUCUGGUUUUUGGGCCAUGCCCAGCGGUGCUUAGGGGCUGCUCUGAGCAGGCUCCGGCCCGUGUGAUGCAGGGAUGGGUCCCAGGCCUCCCGCGUGCAGAGCCGGGCCCCAGCCCUCUAACCAUCUCUCGGCCCUGGACGUCUUCUCUGUGAUCCGAACUGUCUACUUUGCCCUUUGUCAGGAAAGAGAAAGCCUGGGAGAUGUUUGGCUCUUGAGUGGGACUUUCUGGGCCUGUCCAGGGUUGCUCAGCGAUUGGAAAGAUUGAAACGUGAAAGGUCCGUGCCGCUUUCCUGGCUGUGUGCUGCAGCCGAGCUGCACGUGGACAUGGGCUGAGGUGCGGGCCUGGCACCGCCAGGAAAGCGCGAGAAGCUGUGUGUGGACCUGAGUCACUGCACAGUUGGUCUGGCGGGAGCUGAGCCCCUCUGGGGUUGCACUUGAAACUGAUGGUUGUGGCCUGCGGUGUGACAGGCUUGUGCCUUUGACUGUGUCCAGGGCUCUCUGAUGAUUUGCUUUGAUUGCGGAAUAAAGACAUGAAUGGAAAAAUCUCAA
This is a messenger RNA of Sorex araneus (European shrew), 1151 nucleotides long. It is a transcript of the gene COX7A2L, whose product is annotated as cytochrome c oxidase subunit 7A-related protein, mitochondrial. The transcript is spliced from 3 exons. Lineage: Eukaryota; Metazoa; Chordata; Mammalia; Eulipotyphla; Soricidae. The record is from RefSeq and is a predicted model, not a curated record. Gene Ontology annotation, biological process: regulation of oxidative phosphorylation; mitochondrial respirasome assembly; mitochondrial electron transport, cytochrome c to oxygen. The coding region runs from base 188 to 532 and encodes 114 amino acids.